AUGGGUUCUAACCUGCCAUAUGCCGCCGACGCUGAAAGCCCGCUCAAGCAAGCAGAGCUCCAGGUCUUGCGGUCGCAGUACGAAAAGGAAGGUGAUUAUGUUGGAAUUCAGACCAAGUUCAACUACGCCUGGGGUUUGAUCAAAUCCAACGCCCGUACGGAUCAACAGGAAGGAGUCCGCCUGUUAUCAGAGAUCUUCCGCGCCGCCCCAGAGCGUCGACGGGAAUGCCUCUACUAUCUCGCCCUCGGGAACUACAAACUUGGGAACUAUGGCGAAGCCCGACGAUACAACGAUCUCCUGCUCGACAAGGAGCCCGCCAACCUCCAAGCAGCCAGCCUCGGAACCUUGAUCGAUGAAAAAGUGUCCAAGGAAGGAUUGAUGGGAAUUGCGAUCGUGGGUGGACUGGCUCUCGCUGCAGGUGUGGUGGGAGGAAUCGUGUUCCGGGGAGCAUCGAGACGAUAG
Molecule: messenger RNA, 462 nt
Organism: Aspergillus alliaceus
Lineage: Eukaryota; Fungi; Ascomycota; Eurotiomycetes; Eurotiales; Aspergillaceae
Product: mitochondrial fission 1 protein
Exons: 4
Coding region: 1-462 (153 amino acids)
Biological process (GO): mitochondrial fission; autophagy of mitochondrion; peroxisome fission
Cellular component (GO): peroxisomal membrane; mitochondrial outer membrane
Molecular function (GO): protein binding
Source: RefSeq, a predicted model, not a curated record